AUGUAUACUGGAAAAUUGUGGACAUUGUAUAAUGGUGUAUUCUCUGGAUCUAGAAGACUAGUUAUAAAUGGUGUAUUGAAAGCAAAUGUCAUCAGGAAUUUUAGUAGUAAGAACCCUAAGCCUAAAGGUAGAAUUCUUUUAAGAUCAAAGAGGUUCUUAACUAAUUUAGGGAUUGCUGCAGUAUUAUCAUAUACAGGUUAUGCUGUUUGGGUGAUAGGUGCAUCUUCAGAGGAAAUUGCUAUGAGACAAGAUAUUGUACACUUUAUGGAAGAAGGUCAAGAGUCAAAUGAGGGGACGCUGGUGAAGUAUUCUCCUUUAAAAGUUCUUGGUCGAUUCGAGAAUCCAUUCGAUGAAUAUAGAAUACAAACUGUACAAGAAUUCUUUUUCAACAGAAUUGUGGAAUUAUUCCAAAGGAACAGAGGUGGGAUACCCAAUAAUAAGGAAGAUAUGGAUGAAUUGAUGCCAAUACAUAAACCUGACUGGUUGCAAAAAGGAAUAAGACUAGUCUAUGAAAAAUCAGAAAAUAAAGUUGUAGUUUCUAAGAUAUUAGAGGGAAAUGAGGUGCAAAACCGUAACAUUGGAUUUCAGGGAAAUAAAAAUAUCCCAAUCUAUACAACAUGGCUAGGACAGUCAUGUAAUUAUAUCUUAUACAAUGGACUUAAGAUACUGACGGAUCCAUUAUUUAGUGAUUACCUUGUUGAUGAAACAUUUGGACCAAAAAGAAUAACAGAACAGCCAUGUCAAAUAGAUGAAGUUCCUGAACCUGAUGUAAUAGUAGUUUCACAUAAUCAUCCAGAUCAUUUAGAUGCAGCUAGUAUUGAGAAAUGGAGAAAUACAGAUGUCCUAUGGAUUGUUCCAAAAGGUAUGUCUCAUUAUUUAAAAAGGUUUGAUGUUUCCAAUUUUAUUGAAUUAUCUUGGUGGGAAACUUGUGAGUUAGAAAAAGGUAACGAAAUUUAUCAUAUAUCAUGUACACCGGCAAUGCACUGGUCAGGACGAGGACUGACAGAUAUAAACCACUCGCUUUGGUGUUCAUUUUUAUUGAGCCAUAACAAUGAACCAAUUCUUUUCCAUGCUGGUGACACAGGAUAUGUGAGUGACCUUUAUUCCAGAAUAAAGAGAAAAUUUGGAAGCGGUUGUAGAUUAGCAAUAUUACCAUGUGGUCAGUAUUGCCCUGAAUGGCACCAAAAGCCAAGACACAUUGAUCCAAGUGAAGUCAUAAAAAUCAUGGAGGAUCUCGAGGCAAAACAUGUUUUGGGUGUCCAUUGGGGAACCUUUGUUCUUAGUGGAGAAUACUUUAGAGAACCAAAAGAACGUUUGGAACUGCUGGCAGAGUGGAAAGGCAUAAAGGAUAACUGUCAUUGUCCUGAAUUAGGUAAAACUGAGCACAUAAAAUAA
This is a messenger RNA of Vanderwaltozyma polyspora DSM 70294, 1395 nucleotides long. It is a transcript of the gene FMP30, whose product is annotated as N-acetylphosphatidylethanolamine-hydrolyzing phospholipase D. The record is from RefSeq and is a predicted model, not a curated record. NCBI's taxonomy places the organism in Eukaryota, Fungi, Ascomycota, Saccharomycetes, Saccharomycetales, Saccharomycetaceae. Gene Ontology annotation, molecular function: N-acylphosphatidylethanolamine-specific phospholipase D activity. The transcript has a single exon. Gene Ontology annotation, cellular component: membrane-bounded organelle; cytoplasm. The coding region runs from base 1 to 1395 and encodes 464 amino acids. Gene Ontology annotation, biological process: N-acylethanolamine metabolic process; N-acylphosphatidylethanolamine metabolic process.